This is a messenger RNA of Dentiscutata erythropus, 136 nucleotides long. The record is from the annotation of a GenBank genome assembly. Lineage: Eukaryota; Fungi; Glomeromycota; Glomeromycetes; Diversisporales; Gigasporaceae.
AGAUUGGUGUAACAAAAAAAAUGAGUUAAUGAAUGUCUCGCCUCAUAUUAAACGAAUGAAUAAGGAAAAAUCACCUAAAUAUCCUGAGCUAUUUUUAGUUGGGUACAAAAAUUACGCAGUAAACUCAAACCUGUGA